AAAUGUAAAACUUUAUCAAUUAAUAGAUAAUUUAGUAAAUUUGUUGCUUAUAAAUGCCGAAUUACUAUUCAAGAAGUAUUGGUAUGAAUGAAAUGUAUUGUGACCUCCAAUCUCGUGGUAUUAAACGAAAGUUUGUUGACGACGACGAAGAUUCAGGGAAUCAAUCACUUCAGACACAGUCGCUGUCCAUCAGAAAGGGUGACAUUACUUCCACAAAUACCAUCAUCACUACCACUACAAACAACAAUCAACUUAAUGUUCAUCCAAUUUCUUCCAAACUGAACAAUAACUCGACAACAAUAACAGUGACGACAUCAACGACUACAACGACGCCACUGAAGGCCACUAUCUGUGCAAACCUGACAUCUCGUCUGUCAUCAUCACCACUGAAUCACCAGAAUCUGACUGUUCAACAAUGUUUUGUACGACACAGACAACAGAUAUUCAACAUAAGUAUGUGUAAACUGAAUCGUUUCCGUCAAUCCCCUGAUCCCAGUCUAUUGCGUUCAGUACUUAUUUGUAAUACUUUGCGGACAUUGGAGCGGGAAUUGGACAGAGAGGGCGUUAAAAUUAACUUUGGACCCAAUGGGGUCUCAUUCAUACCGCCCGUUAUGAACACCCAGAGUAUGACACUCGACCCCCCGCCCACUGUCUCCAAUAAUUCUCAGACUUUAUUAGUUAACUUAAAUAAUAAUAAUUGUAAUAAUAAUAAUAUAAAUAAUAGUAGUGUUAAUAAUAGUAAUAAUAAUAAUACAAACAAUGUUGUGGAGGGCAAUAGCUUAAUGGUGACAACCAGUACGUCAUCUUCGACGUCAAGAUAUCUGCCGAUGUGUGUCAUACCAGACACAGAAACUGAUUCAUUAAUGGACACUACAAAUGGUGAUUACGAUAAAUAUUUGAUGGAUUUGGACACAACAUCGGGUCGAGUGACUCCAUUUCAGAAGUCACUUUCGGUUACGAAUGUGGUCUAUGAUAACGAAUCUUCUUCUCUGGACUUUACAUCGAACUCAUUGUCAUCCCAUUCCUCAGCCAACAGUGCUUUUUGGGGCUCCGAUGAGGCGUCUGAUCGCUUAACAAGUAUUAAUUGGAGUUCAGUACUUAAUUUCAAUUCAUCGGUGACCACCUGUUCCGCCUCUACCAGUGCAAGCAAGACGUCUCAACUGAGUGCGAACGGUCACCAAAGCAAUGCCACGAAUGCAAGUGACGGAAGUGUUGUCUCUACCGAUGAUAGCGUCAGCCCAUUAAAUGGGAGAUCAAGCGUAACGUCUAAUAAGUCGAAUACCUGUUCAUUCACUACACUCUUACCUCCGACAACCAGCUCUUCAUCGACGGUCACACCGACUAUAACGACAAAUACGACGUCUCUAUCAACUGUUCCCUCGCUAUCGUCGACAAUAUCUCAAAACCUGUUGACAACAAAUGUGACAAAUAGUCAUACAGUCAUUAACGGCAAUUCAAUAUCAUUUUCAAGCAAUUCAUUAAAUGAUGAAAUUUUCGGUGAUAUAGACUUAUCGUUAUAUGAUUUUGACUUAUUAUCUCCACUUUCGCCACCAAAUGUCAAAUUGACAUCCAUUACAGCUGAAGAACUUAUUAGAACUAUUUCAUCGACAGAAACAAUGUGUUCCUCAUUGGUUACCACAGUAUCUUCACUAUCAUCUUCUUCAUUAUAA
This is a messenger RNA of Oppia nitens, 1670 nucleotides long. Its product is annotated as myosin-G heavy chain-like. The record is from RefSeq and is a predicted model, not a curated record. The coding region runs from base 54 to 1670 and encodes 538 amino acids. Gene Ontology annotation, molecular function: transcription regulator activity. Gene Ontology annotation, cellular component: nucleus. The transcript is spliced from 2 exons. NCBI's taxonomy places the organism in Eukaryota, Metazoa, Arthropoda, Arachnida, Sarcoptiformes, Oppiidae.